This is a messenger RNA of Mytilus trossulus (common blue mussel), 2488 nucleotides long. RefSeq names its product GTP-binding protein Rheb-like. Gene Ontology annotation, biological process: small GTPase-mediated signal transduction. NCBI's taxonomy places the organism in Eukaryota, Metazoa, Mollusca, Bivalvia, Mytilida, Mytilidae. The transcript is spliced from 7 exons. The record is from RefSeq and is a predicted model, not a curated record. Gene Ontology annotation, cellular component: plasma membrane. Bases 126 to 680 code for a protein of 184 amino acids. Gene Ontology annotation, molecular function: GTP binding; GDP binding; GTPase activity.
CAAUAAGAACCGGAAGUUAAUAUUAAUUUUGCAAUGCGACAUUGACAUGGUUUGAAAACAAAAACAAACGUGUUUACAUUCACAAAAAACAGACAUUGUCCUUUUAUAUGUUGUGAUCAACAGAAAUGGCAGCAAAACAAAAAAGAAUAGCUUUAAUGGGCUUCAGAUCUGUUGGAAAAUCAUCAGUUACCAUUCAGUUUAUAGAAAAACAGUUUGUUGAUUCAUAUGAUCCGACAAUAGAAAACACCUUCCACAAGAGUUUAAAGAUAAAAGGACAAGAGUAUGCCUUAGAAGUUGUUGACACAGCAGGACAGGAUGAAUAUUCUAUUCUACCUCAGAGUUAUUAUAUUUCUGUAGAUGGUUACGUUUUAGUGUAUUCAGUAAAUUCUCGUAAAAGCUUUGAUGUGAUUAAAAUUGUGUAUGAUAAGCUGCUAGAUAUGAAAGGAUCUUCCAAUAUACCUGUAGUGCUGGUUGGAAAUAAAAAUGAUCUACAAAAUGACAGAGUAGUGUCAGUGGAUGAAGGAAAGAAACUGGCUUCUGAAUGGAAUGUGAAAUUCUUGGAAACUUCUGCAAAAGAAUAUCAGACUGUGAAUGAAGUAUUUAUACAGAUAGUAUCUGCUAUAGAGAGGGCAGAGGGCGGAGGUACUCCUGAAAAACAAGGAGGAUGCUCUAUAUCUUAGGAGUUGGAAUGUCUACAGUUUCCAUGAAUACACUGGUCUGCACAUAACUGUUGCUGUAUUAGUGAAAUGAUAUUAACUGAAUGGUUGUAGAGGUUAUAUGGGAAUAAGUUUGAAUGCUUUAUCUUUCUUUGUUUUUUUAUAAACUAAUGAAUUAUGAAUUAAGUACUGGUAAAUUAUAUUGACUAAAUCCAAUUAAAUUCAGGCAGACAUGUAGAUUGUAAAAUUGAUGUCUGUUCUUAUAAAGAAAAAUGGUGUAUUUAAUAGUUAUGACAAUUUCUGCAUUCUGUUCUUUGGGAAUUGUGUAUUCUGUUGGACAUAAACAUUUAUGAUUUAACUUUUCUCUCAAAAUCCAUGUUUUACCACCCAAAUAAUUAAGAACGUAUAAAGACAUGAUGUUUUAUUAAAGUCAUGCUCUUUCAGUAUGACAUAUUUAUAUAAUUAAUGAGUAUUUCAGAUGACAAUAAAUCAAGGUUUGAAAAUAAUUAUAUUAGUUUUAAUUACAAUUGCUAACAGAAAUCAUUUACUUGUAAUUUUACUUCAAAAUAUGGAUUUUAAUGUGAAAAUUGUAUACUGUGGCUUCAUUUAUAUUUUUGUGGGUUCUAUUUAAAGUUGAUUGAAGGAAAUUUCAAUUUUUGUGGAUAUUUGAUUUUGUGUUUUUUCCAAAGCAUACAUAAAUGCCCAUUGUUAUUUUGAACUUCUUUGAACAUUUAAAUUUGUGGUUCACCGUUAUCCACAAAAUCCAUGAAAAUUAGUAUCUCACGAAUAAUGAUAAAUCCACAGUAAUUGUUAUUGAUUGAUUGAAAUAUUAUUUUGUGUGAUUGAAAGAGUGUGUCAUUUUGUAUUAUUUAUACAAUCACUUUAACUUGCUGUUUAAAUUAUUGUUGAAAUAAUAAUAAUAAUUUUGAUUAUAUAAGUAACGCUAGUGUUACAGUUAUUUUAAUGUAUAUAGAUUUUAUUAAGCUGUAGAUGGUUAUGUAUUAGAUUAUACUUUUAAACAGUUACUUAUAACAACCUGCAGUGUGUUACAUAUUCAGAGAAUUUAAAUUGACUUUUAUUGAUUUAAACUUUGAACUCUCUUGAAAAGAAGUGCAACUGAAUUUGUUGUCCUGCUUAUUAUGAAACCCUGUAGGAUGGACCAAGUUGUUAUCUUUAGUGCAAUGAAGUCAACAAUUAGAAAUACAUUUAUAUGUUAUCCCUUUUUUCACAAACUUGGCCUCUAUUUGCAAAGAAGUUGUAAAAUAGUAAUAAUAAUAUUUUUGAUAUUAUUUUUUUAGUAAAUUUUUGUGUUCGGCCCAUUCUAGGCAAUUUUGCAUUGAGUUGCUUUUACAAUUUCUCUAAUUUGAAGAAUGUAUGUACAAAGAGAUCCAAUUUGGAGUUUUAGUGUUGACUUAAUUUUGUGUAAUUUUGUUUUAUUAGCAAAUCUCCCUUGGAUAAUCUGUGGUAAAAAUAAGUUUAUUACAGUAUUUGGUAUCUGGAUAAAUUGCAAUGAGUAUAUAUUGGCAUGGCCUCAUUUGUUGUAAAUCAUUUAACUGUUGCAGCAGGUGAGACAGUCUUGUGUGUAAACUCUUGUUUGAUUUUGGGCAUUUCUAUGAUAGUAAACAUGAUCAUUUAUGUCUAAAGAUAGACAUUGAUUUCUAAAAUUAUUCAAUAUUACUAAUAAUUAAGGCAUUACAAAUGUGGUGGAUUAUAUAAGGAAAAUGUGGUUUUAGAUAAAAAUAUUACUGAGGAGUAUUUAACAAUAGUACUAGUGUAGUUAUAUUUAUCUUUUCCUUUGGGAUAACAUGUUUGAAUAAAUGUUAUGACAUAGA